Molecule: messenger RNA, 1017 nt
Organism: Penaeus indicus
Lineage: Eukaryota; Metazoa; Arthropoda; Malacostraca; Decapoda; Penaeidae
Product: pro-resilin-like
Exons: 2
Coding region: 13-921 (302 amino acids)
Cellular component (GO): extracellular region
Molecular function (GO): chitin binding
Source: RefSeq, a predicted model, not a curated record
GCUAACUUCAAAAUGAAGGUCUUCGUUCUCUCCGUACUUUUGGGCCUCGCCGCCACGGACAAGCUCCCUUCCAACACCUAUGGCGUCCCGAAUGGAGGUUUUGGAGCUUCCAACGGAGCCUCGGGUAAUGGAUUUGGAGCCUCGGGUAACGGGUUUGGAUCUUCAGCUAACGGAUUUGGAGCCUCAAGCAAUGGAUUCGGAGCUCCAAGCAGCAGAUAUGGAGCACCAACUAACGGCUAUGGACAGGACGAAGAAAUAGUGGCUCUGUCUGAGAGCAUUCCCGGGGGCGGCAUCCCCGGCGAGGACUACCCCAUCUUGGCUUCCGUGCCCGACACCGGCUUCUCGUGCGAUGCCCAGGCGGUGCAAGGUUAUUACGCCGACACUGCAGCUGAAGCCGGCUGUCAGGUGUUCCAUAUCUGCCAGGACCGCGCCCUCAGGCGCCAACAGGACUCGUUCCUGUGCCCCAACGGUACCAUCUUCAACCAGCAGUACCUGGUAUGUGACUGGUGGUUCAACGUGGACUGUUCUCAAGCUGAGAGCUUCUACUCCGUCAACGAACUCAUCGGAGUCGUUCCCGACGCCGGAUACGCCUAUGGCCCUUCUGCUAAUGGCAAUGGCAACGGCAAUGGAAGCAACGGCAGCGGUGUUAAUGGAAGACGGAAUGGCAAUGGAAACGGUCGCACCAACGGUAGGAACGGAAACGGAUACGUCUCUAACGGCAACGGAAUCAAUGGAAACGGAUCUGCUGGAAACGGAAACAAUGGUUAUGCUGCUAAUGGUAAUGGCAUCAACGGCAAUGGCAAUAAUGGCUAUAGCCCCAAUGGCAAUGGUCUUAACGGCAACGGCAACGGGGCGGGUGUCCCAUCCGAGGCUUACGGCGCCCCCUCCGCCCCCGCCGGCUCCUACGGCGUCCCCUUCUGAUCCGCCACACGUCGAGGAAUCCACUUUGACUUUUGUAUAUAAAGAGUUCUAAAAAAUUAUAUAAUUAUACAUUCCAUAUGUCUUUAGCAAGUAUUA